Vanrija pseudolonga is the source of this 1125-nucleotide messenger RNA. RefSeq lists its product as uncharacterized. The coding region runs from base 1 to 1125 and encodes 374 amino acids. NCBI's taxonomy places the organism in Eukaryota, Fungi, Basidiomycota, Tremellomycetes, Trichosporonales, Trichosporonaceae. The record is from RefSeq and is a predicted model, not a curated record. The transcript is spliced from 3 exons.
AUGACCUACCUCGACACCGCGCCCCACUGGUACCAGCCACCCCCGCGCACACCGCGCAGCCGGCAGGCGGCGGCCAACGCUCGUCCGCGUCUUGAAGACCUGCUUGCUACCCUUAACAUGACUCCCCCGGCUAUGAGCACAAGCGUCGAGGUGUCGCCGCCCCCGGCUCCUGUACCGGCUUGGGCUUCCCGCAAGCGAUUCACGGCGACAGUUCCGCCGCCCACGAGACACGAUCCCCAUCGUCAUGACCUUGCUUCAGCUAGCACAGGCGCCCCGCGCGGCGAGUCACAGCAAGCAGAGGCACCAUACCAGGCGGCUCGACAGGUGCUGGGUGCUGCUAGCCCUCAGCCUACACCUCCCCAGCUGUUCUCCUUCCCGCCUUUCGACCCUUUCCUUAAGUCUCCAACCCAGCGCUAUGCCCAGACCCCCAGGUGCGGUGAUGCGUCGCCUCACUCACUCUUACCGAUCACCCCGCCCCGUGACCCAGCGCCGACACUGAAGCCCGACGAGCGCGUGCCAGCGACUCCUCCCAAGCCGAUCUGUAUCCCUCUCCCCAUCCCCUUCCGUGCACCGAGGUGCAUUCCUAUCCCUAUCCCCUUCCGCACUUCGACCCCAGCGAGGCACACGACUGGUGCCAUCAUUCCUCCCCCAACGCUUCACGCUCCGCGCCCAGAGUACCCGGCUGCUCGGCGCAUGGUCAACCCCGUUGGUGGUGAGGCUUCCCCAUCGCUGUCGCCUUCACCGCAGUUCCCCAACUACGCCCGAACGCCAACUCCAGUGCGCGUCCCCCUCCCCUCGCUCAAGAGCAUGCUCGACAGCCAGCCAGAGACCAACCACGAGGAUCUCCAGUUCAGCCGCAGGAUCGCCGUCGCCAAAGCCAUCACGACCAUCACACAUUUCGGCCCCGCGUGGAAGAAGUCGUGCCUCUCCCUCAUCAAGGCGUACAUCGCCAGCAACCCCGAGGACGAGGACACGAUCAAGGAUGCCAUUGGGAGCAUCUGCGACACACGCUGCGCGUGCGUCCACCACUUGGCGCCGACCCACGGGGCCGAGGUGUACCUCCUGCCCUCCGGCUUUGUCGACUGCCGUUGUGGCUUCAUCCCGCCGCCGACGAAGCGUGUAUGA